CCUGCGCCCGCCUGCACGCCAACGACGCGGCACGCCAGCACCGGCCGCAAGUCGUCGUCGCGUUGCAUUAUUUUUACAUGUCCAUCCAGCACCCCCCACCCAGAUCCCAGCGCGGCCAAUGGCGCUCGAGUCAACUGCCCCGCCACAAACCCAGCCUCCCCCGGCCCGCCAUGCCUUCGUCGCGCACGCCUCCGCCUCCCCCAUCGCCGCGCGCCCGGUGCCAAUGCCAUGAGCCCGCCGAUCCACGGGCGCACCGAUGCCGACGCGUCCCCCACCCUCACUCGCCGCCGUCCUGCUCUUCCUCCUCGGCGCCGCCACGCUCCGAGCGCGCGGCGGCAAGAUCGCCACGGAGGUGCUCGCCCCGGACUUCUCUGCGUCGUACCUGCUCUUCAUCGACACCUUCGGCGUGUUCCUCGCGUCCCGGAGCGGCGCGUUCCAGGCCGUGGUGUACAACCCGGAGGGGCAGCAGGAGCGGUUCUACCUCGCCGUGCUCCACGCCCCGUCCAAGACCUGCGUCUGGGUCGCCAACCGCGCCGCGCCCCUCACCGACCGCGCCGCGCAGCUACAGCUCACCGCGCGGGGGCUCUCCGCCGAGGACCAGAACGGCACGGCCAUCUGGUCCACGCCGCCGUUCGGGGAGCCCGUGGCCGCGCUCCGCCUCGACGACCGCGGCAACCUCGCGCUGCUCGACGCGAGGAACGCCACGAUAUGGCAAUCGUUCGACCGCCCCACGGACACCAUCGUGUCCUCGCAGAGGCUCCCCGCCGGGGCGUUCCUGGCCUCCGCCGCGUCGGACUCCGACUACUCGGAGGGGGACUACCGGCUCAACGUGACGGCGAACGACGCGGUGCUCACGUGGAUGGGCUCCAUGUACUGGCGGCUCUCCAAUGACGCCAGCUCGACCAUGGACAGGGGCGGCACCGUCGCGUACAUGGCCGUCAACGGCACCGGGCUGUACCUUCUCUCGGCGGACGGCGGGGUCAUCAUCCAGGUCUCCUUGCCGGCCGCGGAGCUGCGAAUUCUCAAGCUUGGCUACGAUGGGAAGCUGCAGAUCUCAAGCUUCGCGUCGGUGAACUCAUCGAGGACGCCCAUGGACGGCGGGUUCGCUGCGCCGAGCGACGGGUGCGCUCUGCCACUCUCAUGUGGCGCGCUCGGGCUCUGCACGCCCAAGGGCUGCACGUGCCCUCCCCUGUUCGCGGCGUCGCACGACGGCGGGUGCACGCCGUCCGACGGCUCCACCCCGCUGUCCGUCUCCUCAUGCGGCGGCGGCGCCGGUAAUGCUAGCAGCUUGCCGGUCUCGUAUGCCAGCCUUGGCAAUGGCAUCGCUUACUACGCCAACACACUCGCGCCGCCGACCGUGGCCGGCGACACCAUCUCUUCAUGCCAGGCUCUCUGCACCAGCAACUGCUCCUGCCUCGGUUACUUCUACGACGACUCCUCGUUGUCAUGCUACCUGGUGCAGCACCAGCUCGGCUCCUUCAUGAGCGCCAACUCCACCAAUGGCUCCGACGAGGUCGGCUACAUCAAGGUCCAGAGCUCGCAGCAGUCGAGGUCAUCGGACAGUUCUUCAAACGGAAACCUCAUCGCCAUCCUGCUCCCCACAGUCGUCGCGUUUGUGCUCAUCGUCGUCGUCAGCGCCAUCGUAAUCACGUCCUGGCGUAGACAAGGGCGGCGCUCAUCGCGUUCCAGGGACCUGCAGCUCCGGCGGCAGCGCUCGCCAUCGGAUUCAGCGCACCUCGCGCGGGAUGUUGACGACGACAUCGUCAUCCCUGGCCUCCCCACCAGGUUCACGCACGACGAGAUCGAGGACAUGACCAACGGCUUCCGCGUCAAGAUCGGCGCCGGUGGGUUCGGCGCCGUGUACAAAGGCGAGCUCCCGGACGGGUCGCAGGUGGCCGUGAAGAAGAUCGAGGGCGUCGGGAUGCAGGGCAAGCGCGAGUUCUGCACCGAGAUCGCCGUCAUCGUCAACAUCCACCACAUCAACCUCGUCCGCCUCCGCGGCUUCUGCACGAAGGGCCAGCGCCGCCUCCUGGUGUACGAGUACAUGAACCGCGGGUCCCUGGACCGGUCGCUGUUCCGGCCGGCCGGGCAUCCGCUGGAGUGGAAGGAGCGGAUGGAGGUCGCCGUCGGGGCGGCGAGGGGGCUGGCGUACCUCCACUUCGACUGCGACCAGAGGAUCAUCCACUGCGACGUGAAGCCGGAGAACAUCCUGCUCGCCGACGGCGGGCAGGUGAAGAUGGCCGACUUCGGGCUCGCCAAGUUCCUCACGCCGGAGCAGUCAGGCCUGUUCACGACGAUGCGGGGCACGCGCGGGUACCUCGCGCCGGAGUGGCUCAGCAACGCGGCCAUCACCGACCGCACCGACGUGUACAGCUUCGGGAUGGUGCUGCUGGAGCUGGUGCGCGGCCGCAAGAACCGCAGCGAGCACGUAAGCGACGCCGGCGGCGAGGGCUCCAGCUCCUCGAACGGGACGACGACGGGCAGCUCGUCGCGCGGCGCGAGGAGCGACUACUUCCCGCUCGCCGCGCUGGAGGGGCACGAGGCCGGGCAGUACGCGGAGCUGGCCGACCCGCGGCUGCAGGGGCGGGUGGUGGCCGAGGAGGUGGAGAGGGUGGUGAAGGUGGCGCUGUGCUGCCUCCACCAGGACCCGCACCUGCGGCCGAGCAUGGCGGUCGUGGCCGGCAUGCUCGAGGGCACCAUGGAGCUCUGGGAGCCGCGGGCGCACUCGCUUGGGUUCCUCCGGCUGUACGGCCGGGGGCUCUCCGGGCCGGUGGACGGCGGAGGCAGCGACAUGAAUCUCAAGCAUAUGGCAUCCCCCGGGGACCGAUCCGGGACGACGACGUUGACGACGGUGAGCGCAUGGCCGUCGUACAUGUCGUCGGCUCAGCUCUCCGGGCCGAGAUAGCCAAGAAUUGGCGCGAAAUUGUUCCUAGCGUUAGAGUGUACGGACGAAUCUAUUCUUGAUUUUGCUCCUUGGUACUAGUCUAUUAGUAGAACAGAGGAAUUCAUCUGUGUACGUA
Molecule: messenger RNA, 3020 nt
Organism: Panicum virgatum (switchgrass)
Lineage: Eukaryota; Viridiplantae; Streptophyta; Magnoliopsida; Poales; Poaceae
Product: G-type lectin S-receptor-like serine/threonine-protein kinase At5g35370
Exons: 1
Coding region: 257-2905 (882 amino acids)
Biological process (GO): protein phosphorylation
Molecular function (GO): protein serine/threonine kinase activity; ATP binding
Source: RefSeq, a predicted model, not a curated record